Lactuca saligna is the source of this 1347-nucleotide messenger RNA. The record is from the annotation of a GenBank genome assembly. Lineage: Eukaryota; Viridiplantae; Streptophyta; Magnoliopsida; Asterales; Asteraceae.
AUGGAAGACAACAAGGAUCAUGCAAAAUCCAACCUACCAACCCAGCCAUCCGUAGACUCACCGCCAACCUCCGGCCCUUCUUCACUAAUCCACUCUCCAUCUCUAGUUCGUUCACCGCUCCUCCAGUCACCAGACCAGCAGUCGCCGGACCACCAAGAGGUCCCGAAGCCAAAAACCGGCCCCAAGAUCUCUUUUAUAAGCAUUCCGCCACCAAGCCACUCGCCGUUCAUGUCACAAACUCCAUAUGUACCUGGUACACCAGAUAGGCCGAUGACGAUGCCUCCUAGUGGGGCUAGGACUCCCAUGGCUUAUAUAAGGUCUAGGAAUUUGACACCGAGGUUUCUGACACCUUUGGGUAGUCCUUUGAGAAAAGCUCUUCGGAUCACUAAAUUAGAUCCCACAGAUGCAUGGCUUCCGAUCACUGAGUCGAGAAAUGGAAAUGCUUAUUAUGCAGCUUUUCAUACGCUUUGUUCUGGGAUUGGGAUUCAAGCACUCAUUCUUCCUGUUGCUUUCACCAUCCUUGGCUGGGCGUGGGGAGUCAUAUUGUUGACUUUGGCAUUCAUAUGGCAACUUUACACUUUGUAUUUGCUUGUAAAUCUCCAUGAAGAUCAUGAAACCGGAGUUCGAUACAGUAGAUACAUGCAACUGGCAAAUGCAACCUUUGGUGAAAGGUUAGGAAAAAUUCUAGCCCUAUUUCCGACAAUCUACUUAUCAGCCGGGACAUGUGUAGCAUUGAUCAUCAUUGGGGGGUCGACGUCCAAAAUAUUCUUCCAAGUUGUGUGUGCGUCCACCGAUUGUAAAGCACAAACACUGACAGUGGUGGAAUGGUACUUGGUGUUCACUUCUGGUGCAGUGCUCCUAUCGCAACUCCCCAAUCUUAACUCUAUCGCUGGCAUCUCACUCAUCGGUGCAAUCACAGCCGUUGGAUACUGUACCACUAUAUGGUUGGUGUCAGUAACAAAAGGCAGACUUCCAAAUGUGUCUUAUAAUCCUAUUAGGAUUGGCAGCGAAGUAUCCAAGAUUUUUGAUGUCCUAAAUGCUCUUGGGAUUAUUUCUUUUGCAUUCCGAGGCCACAAUCUUAUACUUGAAAUUCAGGCAACCAUGCCGUCGAGCGAAAAGCAUCCAUCAACAGUACCAAUGUGGAAAGGUGUGAAAGUUUCGUAUACGAUUAUUGCCAUGUGUUUAUUCCCACUUGCAAUUGGAGGUUAUUGGGCUUACGGGCAUAUGACUUGGUUCCCAUCCCGUUGCGUGGGAACAAGCCGGGGAGUUUCCAGAGCAGCAGCAGCAGUAGUAGGUGAUCAAUUCCCACACAGACCAGCAGCUAUUUCGAGGUACCUCCUCAGCUAG